UGAUUAGUCACCUAAAGGAAAGAGGUUGUAGUAUUUUAUGGAAUAAUAAACCUGUUGGUGCUUUAAAUCAGAGCAAAGGUUGCCCCCAAACCAAAACCUUCUCCGCCAGGCGUGGUGUGGUGUUGCGCCAAUACAGGUCUCUGUUCUGCCAGGUUCUUGCUCGGGGCUGCUGUGCGAGGACAGAACAAGAGCAGUGAUUUCGCCAACUUGUGUGAUUCGGUGGGAGGAGCAGCUCGUGCGCCUCCAGCUCGUCGGGGCGACUGAUCCUGCCCCCGCGCCCGUCGGAGGGAAGGCUCUGUCCGGAUACGUGGUGGAACUCGAGGCGGUCCCACACACACACACACACACACUCCGGGAUCAUCCCACAGAGCCCUCUGUCCACCAUUGACCAAACUUUAAAAUGGCACCCUCCACUUCUUCCCAACUUCUGUCUGCGCUCCUAGUCGCCCUGUCCCUCUGCGCGGUCCACUCCCAGUACGAGAAGUACAGCUUCAGGAGUUUCCCGCGGCACGAGCUGAUGCCGCUGGAGUCCGCUUACAAGUACGCGCUGGACCAGUACACCGGGGAGAAGUGGCAGGACACGGUGGAGUACAUGGAGGUGUCCCUGCGGCUGUACCGGCUGCUGCGGGACAGCGAGGCCUUCUGCAACCUCAACUGCAGCUCCGUGAGGCUGGAGGACGAGCAGAGGUUCGUGGAGUUCCCGGAGCUGCGCGCGUUCGGCAACGUGAUGAAGCGGGCGCAGUGCCUGAAGCGCUGCAAGCAGGGGCUGCCCGCGUUCCGGCAGACCAUGCCCAGCCGGGACACCAUAGACGAGUUCGAGAGGAGGGAGCCGUACAAGUAUCUGCAGUAUGCCUACUUCAAGUCUGACAAGCUGGCCAAGGCGGUGUCUGCCGCGCACACCUUCCUGCUGAAGCACCCAGACGACGAGAUGAUGCAGAGGAACAUGGCCUACUACAAGAGUCUGCCCGGGGCUGAAGAACACCUCAAAGACCUGGAGACCAAAUCCUACGAGACAUUGUUUGUUCGUGCCGUGAGGGCGUAUAAUGGGGAAAACUUCCGUACCUCGGUGUCAGACAUGGAGCUGGCUCUGAGGGACUUCUUCAAGGUCUACGACGAGUGUCUGGCUGCGUCUGAGGGCCCAAGGGACGUCAAAGACUUUAAGGACUUCUACCCCUCUAUAGCUGAUCACUACAUAGAAGUCCUUGAGAGGAAAGUGAGGUGUGAAAGUGACCUGACACCUGUUGUCGGAGGAUUCAUCGUUGAGAAGUUUGUGGCCACCAUGUACCACUACCUGCAGUUUGCUUAUUACAAACUAACUGACCUGAAGAAUGCAGUACCAUGUGCAGUAAGCUACCUGCUGUUUGACCCCAGUGAUGAAGUUAUGAAGAACAACGUGGCCUAUUACAAGUUUCACAAAAACCAGUGGGGUCUGACAGAGGAGGACUUCCUUCCCAGAUCAGAGGCAGUGCGGUACUACAAUCAGACGACCCUGCAGCAACAGAUGAUGGAUUUCUCCAGACAGCGCCUGAUAAGUGACGAUGAGGGGGAGGUGGUGGAGAUUAUAGAUGAGUUCCUGGAGGAGAAUGAAAUUCCCGUGUUGGAAACUCCACCGAAACUCUGAAGAACAAACACAAACAACACAAACCACGCCAGUCUGUAUUUAUUGGGUUUUGUAAGAGGCUCUGGAGUGGUCUUUGUGUUUUUACCCGGCAGUGCCACAUCCUGAAUCUUUAUCCCGAAUUUUUGUGGAUGAUACAGAAGUGCGGACAUCCAGCGCAGCACCUAAAUGAUUUAAAGGCGACGAUGAUGAACAGAGACAGAAAUAUUUCUACCCACUGAUUUUUGAAUCCAUUCCUCCACUGUGAACCAUGGAUGUUGUCAUUUCACAAUGAAGAAACUUUUCAAAUAUCAAUGUCUCAAUGCUGUAAUACAGUAACUAAUUUGGUCUAUAAAAUGUCAUAAAAUAAUGUUGUUUACUUCUUCAAGCCGAA
Scophthalmus maximus (turbot) is the source of this 1991-nucleotide messenger RNA. It is a transcript of the gene crtap, whose product is annotated as cartilage associated protein. Lineage: Eukaryota; Metazoa; Chordata; Actinopteri; Pleuronectiformes; Scophthalmidae. Gene Ontology annotation, molecular function: protein binding; collagen binding. The record is from RefSeq and is a predicted model, not a curated record. Gene Ontology annotation, cellular component: endoplasmic reticulum. Gene Ontology annotation, biological process: collagen fibril organization; peptidyl-proline hydroxylation to 3-hydroxy-L-proline. The coding region runs from base 401 to 1621 and encodes 406 amino acids. The transcript is spliced from 7 exons.